GCGCUCUAGGUCGCGGGAAUGAAAACGCGGUCCAUCUGAUCUUGGUUUGAUAUGUUAUCUAUCCUUUUUGAUUAUUAGAACAGUAAUUUGUCUGCAUAUAUUUAGACGAUAGCCUUAGUUAAUUCUGGUGGUGUAUUUUAAUUGUGUCUAAAUUUACCUAACGUAUAAUGGAGGAUCAACUGCUUUUCGAAAAUAUUGAUGAGAAGUUAGAGGAUGAAGAUGGAUUUAUUACUGCCAACUGGUUAUCUGUCACUUUUGACUUGCAUAUAGAUGCAUCGAGACGUUUGAUGGCGGCGUAUCUUCAGGCACGUGAAAACUUGUCAUCUGUAUAUCUACUGACUGGAAUCAGUAUACAAAAUGAAGUGUUAGUUAGAUUAGCUGACUCGGACCAGUUAUCACUGGCUAAGCAGUCGUUCUCAUUUCCACCUAAAUGUGUUGUGUAUAGUAUACAACGCCGAAAGUGCAAGGAUUCUUCGUCAUUGGCUUGCUACGAUUUAUUGCAUAAUAUUUCUACAGAUAAAUUGAAAAGAUUAACUAGUAUUUCGUGGGAGGCACCUUGUGACGUACCUUCAUGUCAAGAGAAUCAAGAGACUUCACAGAAAGCUCCGGAACAUGUUGACUCUCCCGUGUUACCGAGUCUUGCUACUACUGGACGCAAUGAGAAAAUCAAAACUUCGGAUUUCAAAAACUUUUUUAGUAAAAUUCAGCAUUCUGUUCAGGAUGAUAAAACUCCUAGAAAUUGCCUAAAAUCAAUCAAUAAAACGGACGUAAUUCCUAAACCAGUAGAAAGUACCAAAGUGGACAACGUAUCAGACGAGGACGAAGAAUUUGGUCCAAAAGCUACAUAUUCUUCGCAAAAGCGGAAACGUAUUGUUAUUGAGUCCGAUGAAGAAGAAAAAGAAGAAAAGAAAAUUACGGUGCCUAAUGAUUGUCUGUCUUCUACUUUGUUCAGUUCUAAAGCCAAUGCAAAACGUGAAAACAUGGACAUAAAGAAAAGACGAUCUACUCGCAGUAAAGAUCAAUUGAAAGUAUUGGCUUCUGAUUCAGAAACUGAUUCAUUUGUCAUGGAACCUACACAACCAGAAAAAUCACCCGAUGAUAUUAAGAAAGUCAAUGGUAAAACUUCAUCGACACUGGGCAAGUAUGAAGAAUCAAAAACUGAAAAAUCUAGCAAUGUUCGUUCAAAUCGUAUUCGACAUCAAGUAAUGAAGACGUUUGCAGAUGAAGAUGGCUUUAUGGUGACAGAAAAAGGUUGGGAAAGUGCAUCAGACGAUGAAAUCUCUAAACUCACAACAGCACCCUCUCAUUCUAGUGCGGAUCAAAAUCAGAAAAAUCAACUUAUUGGACAACCAAAAACUGAUAAUCCUGCCCCUCUAACUGCGCCACCAACGAUUCAACAGACUAGGCCUACCAAACAGUCAAACAAAAAGAACACAAAUAAUAAACCGACGGCUAGUAAACAAGCUUCUUUGUCAUCAUUUUUUAAACCUAGUAGUAAUGCAAGCUAAUUACAUACAGAUUCUAUUGUAAAUUAUUUCCUGUGAUUCUGUUGCGAAAUCUAUGUAUAUAAAACUAUUAUAAAAAAUGAGCACAU
Molecule: messenger RNA, 1594 nt
Organism: Schistosoma turkestanicum
Lineage: Eukaryota; Metazoa; Platyhelminthes; Trematoda; Strigeidida; Schistosomatidae
Source: the annotation of a GenBank genome assembly